GGUGAUGGCUGAUGAGAAUGUGACUGCAACUAGCCCUCCAGAUGACGUGUACGGCCAGGCACCAACGGGAUGGCUCAUCCCCGUGUACCUCGUGGUUAGCAUCAUUGGAAUCGUGGGCAACAGUUUGGUCAUCGUGAUCAUAUCAUCCGUCCGGAAGAUGCGUUCGACAACCACCAAUCUGCUUAUUUUGCACCAGUCUGUGAUCGACCUAACCAGCGCCGUGCUCAUGGCAUCUGUAGUUCUCUCUGAGGUUGCUGCAUCUGCCGACUACGUCAUGUCCUUGUCUGCUUGCAUGUUCUGGUUCAGCCGCUACCCUGUGUGGUCCUGCUUCAUGGUCUCUACAAUCAACCUGAUGGCGCUUACGCUGGAGCGCCACCACGCCAUCGUACGGCCACUGCGCCACAGCACCGUCUACAGCCCGGCCCGGGUGACGAGGUUCUUCGCAGUAUUCUGGGUGGCCGGAUUUGUCCUUCUCAGCAACCUGAUAUUCAUGUCCGACGUGUUAUACGACAAGUACUGUCUUUUCGCUCGUUUUGAGAGCGAGGUGGUGCAGCAUGCAGUCGGUGUUGUCACUGUGGUCUUGUUCUAUUUGAUCCCUCUGACCGUGAUGGUCUUCACUUACUCCAGCAUCCUGCGUGAGGUCAGGCGGACCUCACCAGAGAGGAACAGAGGGGAGGGCGCUAGGGGAGUGCAACCAGGGACGCAAGAGCGCUUGGAGAAAAACAUCCUCAAGGUCUUGGCUCUGGUGGUGAUGGUCUAUGUGGUUUGUUGGAGCCCCAAUCAGAUCCUGUACCUCUACUACAGUCUGGGGGGUCAUUUGGACUUUGCUGGGGCCUUCUACCACUUGACUGUGGUGUUGGUGACGUGUAACAUGAGCGUCAAUCCCUUCGUCUAUGCGCUCAAAUACCAUCAGUUUCGCGAAGGCCUCGUAGCGGUGUUCUGCGGAAAAGGUCGCAAGACGCUGGUAUGCGCAGAUUCAGAGAGUAACGUGGUACAAAACAAAACAGAGCUAGUCAGUGAAAAUCGGGAAAUGGACGUCGUCCAGGGUCCGGUUUAAAAUUUGUAGACAAAGUUCUAAAUUUGCAUUUGGGCAAUUUCACCGUCACUCACGUUACAUUUAAUAUGCAAAAGGCUACUUUGACCUCUCACUGCUUCAAAAGUAUUUGAUCCAACUGAAUCAAACCAGCCACACAACAACCUUGGGGUAAGGGGUACUCAAAAAUGGGGAAAAAAUAUUCAAUUCAUUCAUUUACGUUUUGAAAACGUGUUUUGUUGGUCGUCAGCCACGUUACACAAAAAGUUAGGACAUGAUGGAAAAUUGUCCUGCAAUUUUGUUGUUACAGUCUCCUCCAACUGUAGUCUGCCACACAGAAGUAAUAUUAUGUCACCUUUCAUUCAACCCAUAGCUAGAUAUAAAAACCCAUUUUAAAUCAAAUAAGUGUGUAUUUUAGAUGCAAGGGACGUUAGAUUACAGGGAGGUACCGUCACUCACGUGACGUCACUCACGUUUACUUCCUUUUCAUGGUUUCUAACACGGCAUAGAAUCUGAGUUUCAUGAACUGCAACAUAAUGAAACUCUUUUCUUAUAAUUAUGAACCUUUCUCUCUGCCUUAAACACAGAAACUCUCAAGACCAGUCACAUUUUGCAUGUUAAAACAAGGUGCCAAAAUGACUACCAAAAAUCCAUGA
Messenger RNA from Patiria miniata (bat star), 1689 nucleotides. Its product is annotated as neuropeptides capa receptor-like. The transcript has a single exon. The record is from RefSeq and is a predicted model, not a curated record. Bases 5 to 1057 code for a protein of 350 amino acids. Lineage: Eukaryota; Metazoa; Echinodermata; Asteroidea; Valvatida; Asterinidae. Gene Ontology annotation, biological process: G protein-coupled receptor signaling pathway. Gene Ontology annotation, molecular function: G protein-coupled receptor activity. Gene Ontology annotation, cellular component: membrane.